This is a messenger RNA of Hippopotamus amphibius kiboko, 2584 nucleotides long. RefSeq names its product armadillo repeat containing X-linked 2 (gene ARMCX2). The record is from RefSeq and is a predicted model, not a curated record. The coding region runs from base 290 to 2188 and encodes 632 amino acids. The transcript has 3 exons. Gene Ontology annotation, cellular component: mitochondrion. NCBI's taxonomy places the organism in Eukaryota, Metazoa, Chordata, Mammalia, Artiodactyla, Hippopotamidae.
CUCUAUUGCGCUGCGCACUGCCGUGCGUUUAACCCAGGCGAGGAGGAGGAGGAGAAAAUUCCCCCAGAUCCGGGCAGGUCUGUCUGCCUUUUGGGCCCUGGACAACUACAAGCCUGGUGGAAAAGAGUAAAUUGCUUCUGCUCGCAGCAAGUUUCUACGUGUCCUGCUUGCCUUGCAGCCUCAGCAGAACUUUCAAGCCUGAGCUGAAGCACCUCACCUGGAGGUGCACACACCCCACUUGGGCACACCAGCUCCACACCCUGGAUCAGAGAAUUAUUCCAGCUGCAUCAUGAGCCGCGUUCGGGAUGCUGGCUGCGUAGCCGCUGGGAUUGUGAUCGGGGCCAGUGCCUGGUACUGUGUCUACAAAUAUGCCAGGGGAAGAAACCAGAUGAAGAAGAGACUGGCCAAGCCCAAGACCAGGGCUAUGGCUGGGACUGGAGCCAGGGUUAGAGCUGGACUAAGGGCUGGAUUCACAAUUGACCUUGGGCCCGGAUUCAGUCCUCCAACCCCAGUCCGCACUGGGGCAGAGGUCAGGGCCCAGGAUGAAGCCUCUGUUCUGGACAUGGCUGGAGCUGAAGCAGUGGCCCCAGCUGCAUCCAGUGCUGAGGCUCAGAGUGGGGCAGGAGGUCAGGCCCAGGAGGCAGAAGGGGCCAGGGUUGGCCCUAAAGCUGAAUCAGAAGCCACAGUGGCUUCUGCAAUGGCACCACCUCCCUGGGAGGCAGAGGCUUCUGGGGCUGCAGAGGCCCCCACAAUGGCAGAGGCUCCUAAAUUAGCAGAAGCCCCUGGCACAGCAAUGGCUGCCGGGGCACCAGUGGUGCCUCAUGGGGCGCCAGCUCCUACCGAAGCAGCACCGCCUACGGAGGUGGUGGAGGCUCCCAUACCAGCAACACCUACUGGGGUAGCAGCACCUUCUGGGGCAGCAGCACCUUCUGGGGUAGCAGCACCUUCCAGGGCAGCAGUAGCUUCCGGGGCUGCAGUGACUUCCGGGGCAGCAGCACCUACUGGGGCUGCAGAGGCUCCUGGGACUUCGGGGACCUCUAGAACAGCAGCAGCCACCAAGAAAGCAACCCCUGGGGCUCAUACUGGGGCUAUACCUAAGGCCGGGUCAGCUACUGGAGCUGUACCCAAAGGUGGAGCUAAGGGUGGAACCAGAUCCCGGACUGGAGGCAAGGGCAAGGGCAAGAAAAAUAAGGUGGAAGUAGAUGAAUUGGGGCUGGGCUUCCGCCCUGGAGAUGGGGCUGCAGCAGCUGCCGCAGCCUCCGCUAAUGGGGGACAGGCUUUCCUGGCAGAGGUUCCUGAUUCUGAGGAAGGGGAGUCUGGGUGGACGGACACAGAAUCGGAGUCAGACUCUGAACCUGAGACCCAGCAGAGAGGGAGAGGGAGGAGACCUGUCCCCAUGCAGAAGCGCCCCUUUCCUUAUGAAAUUGAUGAGAUUCUGGGUGUCCGAGAUCUCAGGAAAGUCCUUGCUUUGCUUCAGAAAUCAGAUGAUCCUUUCAUUCAACAGGUAGCUUUGCUCACUCUGAGCAACAAUGCCAAUUAUUCAUGCAACCAAGACACAAUUCGCAAAUUGGGAGGCCUCCCGAUUAUUGCAAACAUGAUCAACAAAACUGAUCCCCACAUUAAGGAAAAAGCCUUAAUGGCCAUGAAUAACCUGAGUGAGAAUUAUGAAAAUCAGGGCCGGCUUCAGGUAUACAUGAAUAAAGUAAUGGAUGACAUCAUGGCCUCUAACCUUAACUCAGCAGUACAAGUAGUUGGACUAAAAUUUUUAACAAACAUGACUAUUACUAAUGACUACCAGCACCUGCUUGUCAAUUCCAUUGCAAACUUCUUCCGUUUGUUAUCUCAGGGAGGUGGAAAAAUCAAGGUUGAGAUUUUGAAAAUACUUUCAAAUUUUGCUGAAAAUCCAGAUAUGUUAAAAAAACUGCUCAGUACCCAAGUGCCAUCAUCAUUUAGUUCCCUCUACAAUUCUUAUGUGGAAUCAGAAAUUCUUAUUAAUGCCUUGACUCUAUUUGAGAUCAUUUAUGACAAUCUCAGAGCAGAAGUAUUCAACUACCGAGAAUUCAACAAAGGCUCCCUUUUUUACUUAUGCACUACAUCUGGAGUGUGCGUUAAGAAAAUUCGAGCCUUAGCAGAUCACCAUGACCUCUUGGUGAAAGUGAAAGUUAUAAAACUAGUGGACAAAUUCUGAUUGGCUAUGUGCUCUCAAAGACUUGAAGAAACGUCUGGUUUUGCAGUCUGGAAACAAUGAAAAUUGAAAGUUACUGCUUUUCCACUCGCUUAUAUAGUAAAGGGAUCCUUUGAGCUGCCAGUUUUGAAUACUGUAUCAUCCAGAGUGAUGUUAUCUGUGACAGUCUCCAGCUUUAAGCUGAACUAUUUUAUGAAUACCAAAUAAAUAGUCCUCUUGUACUGAAAACACAUUUGUGACUUUAAUCAUGCUGCUUGAAUAGAAAUAUUUUUACUGAUUCCUCUAUGUGAAUUGACAGUGAACCUGUCCAACAUGAAUACCCUACACUUCUGUCAUCUGUUUUGACUUGAAUUUAUUCACCAAAGACUUCAUUUGUGUAUCAUUAAUAAAGUUGUAUGU